This is a messenger RNA of Chelonia mydas (Green sea turtle), 8005 nucleotides long. RefSeq names its product rubicon autophagy regulator (gene RUBCN). Gene Ontology annotation, cellular component: late endosome; early endosome. The transcript has 23 exons. Gene Ontology annotation, molecular function: phosphatidylinositol phosphate binding. Lineage: Eukaryota; Metazoa; Chordata; Testudines; Cheloniidae. The coding region runs from base 414 to 3377 and encodes 987 amino acids. Gene Ontology annotation, biological process: negative regulation of autophagosome maturation; negative regulation of endocytosis. The record is from RefSeq and is a predicted model, not a curated record.
GCCGGCCGCGGGGGUGGAGAUGGAGGCUGCUGGCGGGGGCCGCCCGCGCUGAGACAGGCGGGCCCCGGCCGGCAUGGAGAUCGGGCGCUGCGGGGAGCAGGAGGCCAGCAGGCAGAGUUGUCUAGCGGCUAAUGCUGGGGAUCUUGGAGUCAAGUCACCUGGGUUCCAUUCCUGAAGUUACUACUGACUUCCUGCAUGACCGUGGCCAACUUCUGUUACCUCCCUGUCCCCAUUUCCUCAUCUGUAAAAUGGGGGUGUGAUGAGGUGCUCCGUGUUUGUGAGAUGCACUGUGGAAGUAGAAGGAGCACUGGAAACUGCUGGGCAAUUUGAAGACCACAGUUGAGGGACUGGUGUCCAGCAACAACCCAAACGUCUGGUCUAAGUAUGGCGGCUUGGAGCGGCUGUGCAGGGAUAUGCACAGCAUCCUCUAUCACGGGCUCAUCCACGACAAGGUGUACUGCAGGCAGACAGAUUACUGGCAGUUUGUGAAAGACAUCCGCUGGCUGAGCCCGCACUCUGCUCAUCACGUGGAGAAGUUCAUCAGCCUGCAUGAGGAUGGCCAGCCAAACGCAGAUGGCGUCAGUCGUCGAGCCGUAGCGGAGCUGUGGCUACAGCACAGUCUGCAGUUCCACUGCCUCUCCGCACAGCUGAAACCGCUGCUUGAGAACAGACAGUACAUCAGGAAAUUCUACACAGACGCUGCCUUCCUGCUCAGUGACGCCCACGUCACAGCCAUGUUACAGUGCCUGGAGGCUGUGGAACAGAACAACCCCAGACUUCUGGCUCAGAUUGACACGUCCAUGUUUCUCAGAAGGAGUGAGGCCCCAUUGCCUGUGACGAAGAGUCAAAGCCUGACAGCCCUUCCUGGUUCUGUGUGUAUCCCUCCUAUGGACUAUACACAACACAGGUACUUCGGAUCCUUCUCCAGUCUGCACCAACCAGCCUCCACCAGCACGUCAGACAGGAGACCAGCAAGCUCCUCCGUGUGCAGCAGCACAAGCCAGCCUCUGGAAAAUGCCCCGUACAACGUAUCCCUCUUGCUGCCCGAGGACAGAUCCCCUCUGGGCCAACCUGGCCUCCCCCGGCUCAGUGUUACCUCCCCCAGAGACGACUCCUCUUCAGUCAGCGAGAUGAGCACCAGCACCGUGACCAGCCAGAGCGAGGACCCCUGGGCGGGUAGCCAGGAUGACGCCCAGAGCGACGCCAACGAUGGGCCGGAGUAUCUGGCUAUUGGGAACCUGGGGCGACAGGGCCGGGCCUGUAGCAGCCAGAGCAGCACCAGCAGUAGCAUUACCAACAGCAACAAGAGCAGCAGUUCCAACCUGUUCUCAUCCAGCAGCUCCCAGAAGCCGGAGUCCAUCUCCUCCGUGGAGGACCAGGGUGCGAGCAGUGGCAGCAGGGGGAUGAGCCUCUUGCGCAGGUCCAGCUUUUCAGAGGGGCAGACGUCAACCCCCCAAGGGAUCCUCAAGAGAAGCCAUGCACGCUCGCACUCCGAUACCAACGUGGCCUCUGGGAAAACUCCUGGAGGCCUCAGGGAUAUCACCAUUAUAAUAGAAGAUCCAGUGGCAGAAUCCCAGGGUGACACCUCAAGGGUGAUGGGUCAUGUCUCUGGCUCCACCCAGAGCAGUGAAGUGAGCACGCCCAGCUCCCUCUACAUGGAGUACGAUGCUGGCCAGUACCUGAGUUCGGGGGAAGGGAUGUUCCGAAGACCCUCGGAAGGACAGUCCCUAAUCAGUUACCUGUCUGAGCAGGACUUCGGCAGCUGUGCAGACCUGGAGAAGGAAAACGCUCACUUCAGUAUCUCUGAAUCGCUGAUCGCUGCCAUCGAGCUGAUGAAAUGCAACGUGAUGAACCGGCGGCUGGAGGAGGAGGAAGAGGAGAGUGACAAGGAGAUCCAGGAGCUCAAGCAGAAGAUACGCAUCCGGCGCCAGCAGAUCCGCACCAAACACGUGCUCCCUGCCUACCGGGAGGUGGGCUCAGACAGCUUCGUGGCUACAGACAGUGAGUCCCAGUUCAGCUCCCGUGACUCCAUGUGGCUGUCUGACUCAGGCUCAGCAGAGGACGUGGAGGAGUAUGAGAUAAGAGGGUGCCAGCAGGCUCUGCUCUCUUGUCUCUGUGUUGAUACCCUUUUUCUAUGGCCGGGCCGAGCACUGAAGCGAAAUGUUUUGUCAUCACCAUAUUAUGCAGAUGGUAACGAUGGAUCUAACCUGAUUCAAAUGUCCAAGAACGGCCUGUCAGUGUCAAUGGCUUCCUUGUUUUCAGAUGCGGACAUCAGGCGGGAUGCAGCGUCUAGCAGGAAGUCUUUCCUCUCCUCGGAAUCCAUAUCCCACUCCUUCCUCCAUUCGAACUCAGCGGAGGCCGUGGCCAUGGGCCUGCUGAAGCAGUUUGAAGGGAUGCAGCUCCCAGCUGCUUCUGAACUGGACUGGCUAGUCCCAGAGCAGGAUGCCCCUCAGAAGCUCCUGCCAAUUCCGGACUCUCUGCCCAUCUCGCCUGACGAUGGAGAGCACGCCGACAUCUACAAGCUCCGAAUCCGGGUCCGCGGGAAUCUGGAGUGGGCUCCCCCCCGGCCGCAGAUCAUCUUCAACAUUCACCCAGCCCCAACGAGGAAGGUGGCUGUAGCCAAGCAGAAUUACCGGUGUGCAGGCUGCGGCAUCCGGACGGACCCCGAUUACAUCAAACGGCUGCGGUACUGCGAGUACCUGGGCAAGUACUUCUGCCAGUGCUGCCACGAGAACACCCAGAUGGUCAUUCCCAGCCGCAUCCUGCGUAAGUGGGACUUCAGCAAGUACUGCGUCAGCAACUUCUCCAGGGACCUGCUGAGCAAGAUCUGGAGUGACCCACUCUUCAGCGUGCAGGACCUCAAUGCCGCUCUGUACCGGAAGGUGAAGGCUCUGAAUCAAGUCAGGCUGUUGAGAAUCCAGCUGUUUCACUUGAAGAACAUGUUUAAGACCUGCCGACUAGCUAAAGAGCUCCUGGAUUCCUUUGACUUGGUGCCAGGUCAUUUGACGGAGGAUCUCCACCUCUACUCCUUAAAUGACCUGAAUGCCACUAAGAAGGGGGAGCUAGUUCCCCGCCUGACGGAGCUCAUAAAGGCAGGUACCCUGCACGUUGAGAGAUGCAUGCUGUGCCAAGCCAAAGGCUUCAUCUGUGAGUUCUGUCAAGAGGACGACAUCAUCUUCCCCUUCGAACUGAACAAGUGCAGGACGUGUGAAGAGUGCAAGGCCUGCUAUCACAAAUCCUGCUUCAAAUCGGGCUGCUGCCCCCGGUGUGAGCGCCUGCACGCCAGGAGAGAGCUGCUGGCCAAGCAGAGCAUGGAGUCCUACAUCUCUGACUACGAGGAGGAGGAGCAGCUGCCAGAGGCAGUGGCCGCAACAUGAGUGUGGUGGUGGAGGGGGAAGAGGAGACCAGUGGAUGUAUUUGUGUGUGUGGCCUUCGUCACCAGAGACUAAACUAAGGACUAACCUGACUCUUCCACCGUAAAGGAGCCUGUGGGAGGGCUGUAUCAUGGGAGAUCUCAGAGCAGCUGGCCCUCACGCACUGACGGUAUCGGCUUGGUUUGUUUCAAGAGAGCCGGUUUCGUUUCUCUCUACACGAUGGUGUUGGGGACGGCGGACUCCGGACGCUGGUUCUUGCAGUCGUGACCCUGCCAAGGUGGACACGCUGCUGCCUUCCUUCAGGGUCCGGCGGCGAAUCCUGUCUGUUCCACACUCGGAGCGCAAUGAGCGAUUGUACGCCUGGGUGCUCCACCUGAUCCCUUCGGGAGGAGCUCAGCCAGCAGACUGUGUGUUAGCCAGGAGCUGCGCUGUCCUCCCUGAAGCAGGUUCUUGGGGAGCUCCCACCAGUUAGGAGGUGAAAGCUCCUGUCCAGCUCAGCUCUCCAGGGGGAGUAACUCCUGCUGCUCCCUAGGCUUGCUGCACUGGGGCAAAAGAGAAGGGGCUUUUGCCAAGUCCUCUGCCUGUAACACACCAUAUCCUUUGCUGCUGACGUGAUCUUUUUAACAGUCCCUUAUUCAGAACUGAUAUGACUUGAUUUGGGGGCGGGGGGAAGACGCAGCAGCAAACAGCGCCUUGUCCUCUGCCUGGUGGGAGCGGUCACUGUAGGUGACAAUGGAGUUGAUCUGAGCACGCGGACUGUAGGUGACAAUGGAGUUGAUCUGAUUUUUCCCUUAGGCCCGGCCCUGCUUUAGCUGCAUGCAGGCUGGAGGAGAGACCUGUGCCAGUCGCUGUUGGGAUCAGCCACUUUCUCCGCUAUUGAUGUUCGGUUCCUCAGACUGUGGCUGGUGCCGACGGAGCCCCCACCUGCUGGGUGAAGGGCUGGGCUUGUCGUCCCAGAGGCGUGAUUGCCACCUUUCCCGCAGCGCUAGGUGCCGGGAGAUCGCCCUGUGCCAUGCUCUGGCACUGGCAGCAGGUGAACAAGGGGCUUUCGCUCUUUGGGCCGGAAGGCGGGGAGGCCACAGACAAUGAGGCAGCUGCAUGCCCAGCAUGGGGAGAGGAAACACCUUAGCUGAGCCAGAGGAAGCAGCAGGUCUGAAGCCGGAUUCUCUCUGCUGAUCUUGCAGGAGUUGAACUGCUACGAGUGGGGCUACCGAGUGCUUCUGUCCCCUGGACUGGGGGCGUGUUCACCCGUGUCUGGCUGCUGGGGGGACUGAGCAGUUACGCUUAGAUCCGAGACCAAGGAUCAGUUUGAACAAAGCCAGAGCUCAAUCCCUGGGUGCCAGGCGGAGUAGGGGCUCCUGCACCAGGCCCGGGGGGAACCCGCCCGCCAGCGCCUGGGAGAGCAGGCUGUGUGUGCGAUGGUGCUGCCCCCGCCCAUGUAGCCUUGAAUGCUCAGCUUGCCUUGUGGCGCUGUGAGGACCCCAUCCUCGCUCAGGCCAGUGAAGUGUAGACAGGCGUCUUAGCUAGAAGCAAACAUCUGGGACCACAGGAGACCUGGCAGGGGCAGAGGCCUGGAUCUCUGCCAUGUGCUGGGCACUCAGAUGACUCUACAGGACACUCACCCCCACUAUUUCACAGCUCGAUAAAGCCACAGUCAGUCUCAGUGGAGCCUUUCUCCCAUCCAUGCUGCACCCUCGGCAUAAGGUGUCCUCUCUGCAGUGGAUUCGGGCCGUGCCCCUGUUCCAGAUUGUGCUGGGCUCCCCGAUGCUGUUCUGUGACAUGCACCUGUCUCUCCUGUCACAGGCACCCUCCCGCUAGCAGUCCAGUACCUGCUGGAUCGAACGCUCGGGGAGGCAGACAGUGCAGCCGCUGAGCAGCCCCACGCUUCAGCCAGCUCCCUCGGCUUUAAGAUGAGAGCUGCACUUCUCAUCUCCCUGGGUCGGGUGCCCUUUGGAGUGACUGAGUAACGAGCAUGUCUAGCAGGACGGCCAAUAACCUGGUAAAGGAGCCGCCCCCAAGCGCACUGGGUAGAGCUGGCCUUGUGGAGCGCCCUGUAGUCGGGAGAUUAGCCCAGUCCAGAACUUCUCCCCAGUACCCCACGCUCCUCACUCAGUGCCUCAGCCAGUUUGUCCUACUGAGCUGUGUGUUUGUGUGGAGAGAGAGCCUACAUGUGGUCUUCCACAGUGCCCACUGGCUGCCCCCUGGCCCAGUGUUCCUCAGAGCUGGUAUCUGAGAUCAGGCCCCCUAGCAGGUGUAAAGCUGUUUAUUUGCCAUCCUGAGCCCUCCCCCCGAGAGCAGGUGCCCACGGCCAGCUCCUCUUCUCAGUGUAUCAUUUCAGUUGGGUUGAUCUUUGUGUAUAUUGGGUUAUUUUAAGUUGAUCUCUGUUAAAGGCAAUUGCUCCUGUCUUUUUAACGAGCUGCUCUCGUUUGAGCCGGUCACUUAGGGCCAGAUUUUAAAGCUAUUUAGGUGCCUAAGUUGUGUUGAUUUCAAUGGGAGUACGGCACCACACAUCUUUAAAAAUCUGGCCCUUAGUGUCCAUUGCCAGCAGUACGGGAGGCAUUUUCUGCCUGGCUGGACUGUCCAGCAUAGACAAAUUGCACUCCUCCAGCACUUCAUGCUAGUUCCUGGUACGGGAUGUCCUGACGCCCAGCUGAGCCCGGGCAGAGUUCUGUGGGGUGGCACAGAUGAGCAGCGUACUGGUAGUUGGUGUGAUUUAGGGGAGCGUCCGGAGAGUCGACAAUGCGGCCUGCAGGUUCCUUCUUCAAUAUGGAGAUGCAGCCUAUAGCAACUCCCCGUCUGGGUAUUCAGCGCGCUCUCGGGGCUGCACACGGCGACUGGACAUCUUUGCACACUGGGGCUUGUGGUCUCUGCAGGUAACGGCUGAUCUCGGCUCUGGUUUAUGGAAGAUGGGCGUGCCCCCGUUUUCAGCGCGGCCUUUGGCUGGGCGCUCCAUGCAGUCGUGUACAUCGAAAGGCGCUGUUUGAGAGGUGGGGAGGUUGUGCAUUGCCUGGAAGUGGGGGUGAUGGUGGCGACUCUCCCUCAGCUCCUGCCCUGAUCGGUGGCUGGCAUGUCAGGCUGAGCGCAGGGUGGUGCUGGGGUUCUAGCCUCUCGUGGACCUGGCCCCAUUCGUGCCAGCAGUGAAUCCCUGGGAGAGCUGCAGAGGCUGGGGCCGAAGUGAAACAGGCUGCAAGUGCCCUUGGAAGGAGGGAAAACUGCCAGGGCGGUCUGAGGGCAGAGGAAGGCUGGCUGCAUUUGGGCUCUGUCUCAGACAGGAUGCGCUUGAGGAAGCAGCCUCUCCUCCCCCCACCCCACCAACGCACUUUUGUCAGUUGUGUAGGUAGGUUGACUUCCCUGCAGCUGCUGUUUCCUCUCCUGCUGGGGGGCGGCAGACAAGAACUUGGGUGACUCUUAAAGCGGCAGCUUGGUGGGACCGCCGUUGUUUCUCCAGAUGCAGAGCAUUGGGAGGUGGGCGUUGAGGCUGAUGGUGGAACUAGGUUCAGAUCAACUGUUCAGUGAGAGAUCUCAAUACUAAACGUAUCUGGAAGCCAAGGAGCAACUGCGACAAGGGUGUUACCCCACGGAGCAGGCAGCAACGGUAGGUGGUUAUACAGGGCAGGCCUGGGUUUUGGCAGGUGGCUUAACGGAGCUGAGAGUGCAGGAGCUCUAGAGGUGGUAAAGUCCAUGUAAAGCAGAGACACUAGCAUGAAUAUGCCAUUUCUGCAUCAGAAGGAUGGUGGGAUCAAAGCCCAGGGCACCUGUAGCUUGCCCAGAACUGACCUGUUGCAUGUGCCUUAACUUGAGAACUGACAGUCAGGGUCUGCUUUGUGAGCAUACUUUGACCCCCCCCUGCGCCGAGCUGUAUUCUGUCUAAAUGCCCAGCCCAGCGAUCAGCUGCCCUCCUGUUUGUCACAUGCACACCCAGUGCCACCUCCUAGCUUUCAGCCUAAUAACGCUGCUAUACGCCACUGAUGGCUGGCAAACUCCAGCUGGCUCCGAACUUGGCACGUGCUGUGGCUGACAAAAGCCGAUCCCGUCCUAUGAACGGCAGGAUGAUGAUUCUCACUGUCCUACAGCCGUCAAAUCCCUCCUUUAGUGUCAGCCGCGCCUGGUCUGAGACCUGGCACUACUGUCCAGACCCUUGGUGGUGGUGGCUGACGGACCGAUUCCCUCCCAUGUGCCGGCUCUGACCCAACAGAACAGGACCUUCUAUGUUUUGUUUUGAAGCACUUUAACGUUGUGGGGUGUUUCCCUGGUGGCUAAGCCUCUGGGUGGUUUCUAGAAGCACUGAUUCCAUUUCGAAAGACAGUGAGUGGAUUUGUGGGUUUUGUCCCCCUUCACGGUGGGACCUUUCUCGCUGAGACGGGGACCCCGCCUGGGAAUUCAAGACAGCGGAGGGUUUUAAUGCAAAAUGAUGCACAACACUAAUGAAGCUGCUACUGACCUAUUUGCCAAGCUAUUACAGUACUUACACUUAUUUACAGUGGUAACUGUGUGUGUACAAGCUCUUUGUAAAUACAGAGAAGGGUCAUGAUACAAUGUACAUGAUAUUCAAUUGGAUUCCUCUCUGCUGUGUUAUUGUACAGCAUAACAACAACAAAUGCCGUCCCUAAUAAACUAAGUUAAUAAACGCA